This is a messenger RNA of Lutra lutra (Eurasian river otter), 3656 nucleotides long. RefSeq names its product G protein-coupled receptor 15 (gene GPR15). Gene Ontology annotation, molecular function: G protein-coupled receptor activity. Bases 1490 to 2572 code for a protein of 360 amino acids. The record is from RefSeq and is a predicted model, not a curated record. Gene Ontology annotation, biological process: G protein-coupled receptor signaling pathway; immune response. The transcript has 4 exons. Gene Ontology annotation, cellular component: membrane. NCBI's taxonomy places the organism in Eukaryota, Metazoa, Chordata, Mammalia, Carnivora, Mustelidae.
GUGCAUUGUGGGGGGUGUAGUUCGACUCCGGAGCGUAAGGAGGUGCUGCGCCAAAGGGAGUUGUGGGCUGAUGGAAUCUUAUGUACUAUGAAGGAAGGAACAAAGGUCCUUAAAGUAAGACAACCUGUUUCUGGUCACGGCUAGUCAUUGAUUGUGACUUAUAUAACGGUUUUCCAGUCCUGUGCUUUCCUGUCACACACCCUACCUCUAAACACGUCAACAACAAUCAGGUUAUCGAACCUCUGAACUAACUGCAGUUGACCAGGAAAGACUUGCAACAACCUGAUUCCCAGGCUGGCUUCAGAGGAUGCAUAAAUCUUCAUGAUUCAGGAGGUCAGUAAUCCCCAAUGUGAAGCUCACUGAUGUGUGAAGGUACUUUAAAGAAAAGUCAUAGUUCAAGAGCUAAAAAAUCACUGCUAUGAAGUGUGAAGAAGAGAAGAUCAGAAGGGACCUACAGUCUGCUGAAGGAUAACUAUUUGAAGAUUAGUAGUGAGCAAGUCUCCUAAUCAAGGAUUUUAAAUCUAAUAAAAGGAACUUCAUUGGUUGAAUUACAAUAGCAGAUAAGAGUGUAAAAAAUGGCAAUUUUUAAACCUGUGCCUGUCAACUACGUAACUAACAAAAAUGCCUACAGUUGAACCUAAGGAAUACAUACUUGCUAAUUAUACUGGAUCAUGAAACCCAGAGUUUUCCUAAUUAAUUCAAAUAAACUAGCAUUUCCAAAGCACCUACGAUAUGUAAGGUACUGUGCUAAUGACUGUGGAAAAUUUUUACACAUUAUAACAACAACAGCACAAGAUAUAUUCCCAGUUUCUGGAGGACUUUUUAAACUUAUUGAACAAAACAAUAUUAAUUAUGCAUGAACCAAAAGAGCCAAAUAAGUGUAAAGUAUCUCAUACCCUAAUUGGAAUCAUUAUGUUUGCUGCAGAUGUGGAUGUGUAUGAUUUAGGGAAUUAUUAAUUCACUCUUUCUGCAGUGAAAGACUAUUUUCCUCGCUUCGAUGUAAAUAAAAGGAGGAUCUUUGUCACCAUCACCUUUAAAAAUCUAAAAGAAAGUAUCUUGUAUGUGUAACAGAAAGAUCAAAAGGAUUGUCAGUGUCAGAAAAGCGAAGGAUAUGUUUAAAGUAGGUAGGGGAAAAACAGUUAAUGUGUUUUUUUAAUAUCUGGAUUUAGAGAAAAAAACAAUAUCUUCAAGACAGAAGUCAAAAAGCACCCCAGUCUCCUGGGCAAAUGCAAAUAAAGAAAACCACAACCACAACCACCAAACACCAAUCAGGGUGGUGUUCCUUGUAGGCCCUUUCUGAGGAUUGGUAGAAACUGCAUUUUUUUCAUCUCUGUUUUUAUGCUUGUUCCAAGAUCUUUUAAGGGGUGGGGUGGUGUGGGCGGUGGGGAAGAGGCAGCCAGUAGAUAAAAGAAGCCACCUGAGAUUUUGAAAAUGUAUACAAAAACUUCCUAGAUAAAGAAAUACCAGAUUUGGCAGCCAAUCUUUAGCAAUGGACCCAGAAGCAACUUCGGUUUAUUUGGAUUAUUUCUACGCUACCAGCAAAAAUCCUGAUCUUGAGGACACCCGCUCCCAUGUUUCUUAUAUGUCGAUCUUCCUUCCAGUCUUUUACACAGCUGUGUUCCUGACUGGAGUGUUGGGGAACCUCAUCCUCAUUAGCGCCUUGCAUUUCAAACAGGGCAGCCGAAGACUGAUUGACAUCUUCAUCAUCAACCUGGCUGUGUCUGACUUCAUUUUUCUUGUCACAUUGCCUCUCUGGGUGGAUAAAGAAGCUUCUCUAGGACUGUGGAGGACAGGCUCCUUCCUGUGCAAAGGCAGCUCCUACAUGAUCUCAGUCAACAUGCACUGCAGUGUCUUCUUGCUCACCUGCAUGAGUGUUGACCGCUACCUGGCCAUCAUGUGUCCAGCCAUAUCCAGGAAAUUCAGGAGGAGAGACUGUGCAUAUGGAGUCUGUGCCAGCGUCUGGUUUAUCUCCUGCCUGUUGGGUUUGCCUACUCUUCUGUCCAGAGAACUCACCCUGAUUGAUGAUAAGCCAUACUGUGCAGAGAAGAGGGCUACAUCCACGAAACUGACUUGGGCCCUGGUGGCCUUAAUUUUUACCUUCUUCGUCCCUUUGGUGAGCAUCGUGACCUGCUACUGUUGCAUAACAAGGAAGCUGUGUGCGCAUUACCAACAGGCGGGAAAACAUAGCAGAAAGCUGCGGAAAUCCAUAAAGAUCAUCUUUAUUGUCGUGGCAGCCUUUGUCUUCUCCUGGCUGCCCUUCAAUACUUUCAAGCUCCUGGCCAUUGUCUCUGGGCUGCAACAAGAAGUCUACUUUUCAUCAGCUUUUCUCCAGCUGGGCAUGGAGGUGAGUGGGCCUCUGGCAUUUGCCAACAGCUGCAUCAACCCUUUCAUUUACUAUAUCUUUGACAGCUACAUCCGCCGGGCCAUCGUGCACUGCUUGUGCCCUUGCGUGAAGAACUAUGACUUUGGGAGCAGCACAGAGACAUCAGAUAGUCACCUCACUAAGGUUUUCUCCAACUUCAUUCAUGCAGAGGAUUUUGCCAGAAGAAGGAAGAGGUCUGUAUCACUCUAAAACGGACUGUGACAUUUCAAUCUCUGUUCAUAGACUGGAGAGUUAAUUGGUGUCAGCAACAAAGAAAGAGGAAAAGUAUUGCUGAUACCAUUCAUAGUGCUUCAUAAAUACAAGAAGAGUUUAUUUUUAAAGAGAUGACUGAAAAGUCCCUGUGUUCAUGGGUAUGAUUGUGUCAUACGCUGGUUUGGGGGUUUGGGUUUUUUGUUUUUGCUUUAAUUUUUCUUUUUGUUUUGGCUGAGUGGACCUCUUUGACUGUUGCCAAUCAAGUUCACAAGGCAAAAUACAACUCCUAUGGUCCUUGAACUCUGACAGAAAGGUUCUGCUUGGAUCAGUUCCUUUCUUCAUGAUUGCUUAUGUACGUUCAGGACUUUUCCUCUCUCAAGAACCGUGGUGCCUUGAUCCACACCACCCUUCAUAUUGGGCUCCAAUCUGAAUGAUUCUGCCCACUUUCAUCUAGUGAGAAAAGUGGUAACAAUGCAGGUAGCAAAACUUAUACCUGUGCCCUGAAAUUAAUUGUUACUGAGUAAUAAAUUAAGAGUCUAGCCUUAAUCUUUACAAGUUUGUUAUAGUGAUUCUUCACUGUUUUCCAAUGUUAUCUUUCACCUUUUGCCAUUCACAAUAACUUAGGACUGGCAAAAAACUCGUGGGGGUAAAUCAUUCUGUAUUGUGUUUAUGAAUCAGGACUUAUUUUAUCACAUGCUCUUUAGAAUAUCUUAACAAGGGAGCAUCAGGCAAAGUUUGACCUUUGUUUUCCUUGUAAGGUAUAUUGGUAAAAAUAUAUCUCAUUAUGAUAGAACAGUAACUAUUUUUCAAUAGAGUUCUACUAUGUUCUUUGUUUUCAUUGACUUCAUAAAUUAGGAUAUGACUGCUUUAAUUACAUAUUUUUAAUUACUCAGUUAUUUAGUUAUCAAAUGAAAAUGUUACUGCUAAUAUAAUUGGAGAUCAUCAAAUGCUUAGCUACAGCAUCAUGUGGAUUAUCGUUUUGUCUUUUUUUUUUUUAAUUUUUUUUAUUUUUUUCAGCAUAACAGUAUUCAUUAUUUUUGCACCACACCCAGUGCUCCAUGCAAUCCAUGCCCUCUACAAU